Messenger RNA from Phytophthora infestans T30-4, 378 nucleotides. RefSeq lists its product as uncharacterized. Lineage: Eukaryota; Oomycota; Peronosporomycetes; Peronosporales; Peronosporaceae. Bases 1 to 378 code for a protein of 125 amino acids. The transcript has 2 exons. The record is from RefSeq and is a predicted model, not a curated record.
AUGGCUCAAAGGCCACUUGGCCGCCAAGAAUUCUCAAGGGCGACAAUGGUUGAAAUUGGAGUUUCUCAGCAGUGGGGCAUGGCACCUGGAGAGCUCGACCACAAGACGAUUGCCAUAUGGGCCGCGAUGCCAGGAGUCGAAUAUGUGCUAUGUGUGUCAUUCGAUCCCGACUUUGCGAAUGCCGAAUACAAGCUGUAUGAUGCUCGCGUCCAUCCACUUGUGCAGCUGGCUCCACUUCCAAUCGCCGCUCCAAGCACGGUGAUCCAGUUGGACGGACGUCGAAUCCUUGGUAUUCCGCCACGGAUGGCGCUCCCGGUAGGGUUUCCUGCAACUCUGUCGGUGGAUUUGUACUCUCCAUUGGCCUGGGCAACGCGUUAA